AGCCCCUCCCGCCCCGUAACGUUUUUGUCCGUGAAGAGGAUGAGAGCCUCCCUCCUCUUCAUCUCGUCCCCCAAACGGCCGUCGUUCGGGCUGCGGAUGGAGGCGCCGCCGGUCCUCACCGCCCACGGAGAAAAAGCAGAUUAUUUGUUAACUCCAAAGAACUGUGGCGGGUGACUGUAGAACGGAGUUCAAGCAGUAUGUUGCAGAAGUGAACCUGUUUCAAAGGAGAAAGAAAAAAUGACCUAAGCAGGCAAUGUCACGUCUUGGGCUCUUUUCCCAAAGGAGAAGAGGUAUAUUGAACCACUGUGCCAUUCAGCAGUUUUCCAAUUUCAUGCACACUGGUGAAGGAGAUGGAAGCAACAUGAGCGUUCACAAUAAGAGCACAACGGAGUCUAAAGCAGAAAUAAAUAAAUAUAACGAUGACGACCUUCCUAGAAUUUAUCCAGCAGAAUGAAGAUAGGGAUGGAGUCCGGUUUAGUUGGAAUGUUUGGCCUUCAAGUCGCCUCGAAGCCACAAGAAUGGUGGUACCCGUGGCUUCCCUCUUUACCCCGCUGAAAGAGAGACCUGACCUGCCUCCAAUCCAAUAUGAGCCCGUCCUCUGCAGCAGGACCACAUGCCGUGCAGUUUUGAACCCUUUAUGUCAAGUGGAUUAUCGAGCAAAACUCUGGGCUUGCAAUUUUUGCUAUCAGAGAAAUCAGUUUCCCCCUACUUAUGCCGGUAUAUCUGAAAUGAAUCAACCUGCUGAACUUUUACCUCAGUUUUCUAGCAUUGAAUAUGUAGUGCUGCGGGGCCCACAAAUGCCUUUGAUAUUUCUGUAUGUGGUGGACACUUGUAUGGAAGAUGAAGACUUACAAGCCCUGAAGGAAUCCAUGCAGAUGUCAUUAAGCCUUUUACCACCUACAGCUUUGGUGGGACUUAUUACUUUUGGAAGAAUGGUGCAGGUUCAUGAACUUGGUUGCGAGGGCAUUUCUAAAAGCUACGUCUUCAGAGGCACAAAAGAUCUGACUGCAAAACAGCUUCAGGAAAUGUUGGGGCUGUCAAAAGUCCCCGUCACUCAGGCAGCACGGGGACCCCAAGUACAGCAACCACCUCCUUCCAACAGAUUUCUACAACCAGUUCAGAAAAUAGACAUGAAUCUUACAGACCUCUUGGGAGAACUGCAGCGGGAUCCUUGGCCUGUUCCCCAGGGGAAGAGACCUCUGCGUUCCUCUGGGGUGGCUCUUUCCAUUGCAGUAGGACUCCUUGAGUGCACUUUCCCUAACACAGGUGCCCGCAUCAUGAUGUUCAUAGGUGGUCCCUCUACUCAGGGACCUGGAAUGGUGGUUGGUGAUGAGCUGAAGACCCCCAUAAGGUCUUGGCAUGACAUUGAAAAGGACAAUGCUAAAUUUGUUAAAAAGGGAACUAAGCAUUUUGAAGCACUGGCUAAUCGGGCAGCUACAACUGGUCAUGUUAUCGACAUUUAUGCAUGUGCAUUGGAUCAGACCGGUCUUCUGGAGAUGAAAUGUUGUCCUAACCUCACUGGAGGAUACAUGGUAAUGGGAGAUUCUUUCAAUACUUCCUUAUUCAAACAAACUUUCCAAAGAGUGUUUACUAAAGAUGGGCAAGGACAAUUCAAAAUGGGAUUUGGAGGCACAUUAGAAAUAAAGACAUCAAGGGAAAUAAAAAUUUCAGGAGCGAUUGGACCCUGUGUGUCACUCAAUUCUAAAGGACCCUGCGUGUCAGAAAAUGAGAUAGGAACAGGCGGCACUUGCCAAUGGAAGAUAUGUGGACUAAAUCCCAAUACAACUUUGGCCCUGUAUUUUGAGGUGGUGAAUCAGCACAAUGCUCCAAUCCCUCAAGGAGGACGUGGAGCAAUACAGUUUGUAACCCAGUACCAGCAUUCAAGCGGGCAGAGACGGAUCAGAGUUACCACAGUGGCCAGGAACUGGGCAGAUGCUCAAACACAGAUCCAAAACAUUGCUGCUUCCUUUGAUCAGGAGGCUGCUGCCAUCCUUAUGGCCAGGCUGGCAGUGUACAGGGCAGAGACAGAAGAAGGUCCCGAUGUGCUUCGGUGGCUGGACAGACAGCUCAUUCGGCUGUGUCAGAAAUUUGGAGAGUAUCACAAAGAUGAUCCGAGUUCCUUUAGAUUUUCGGAAACUUUUUCUCUGUACCCUCAGUUUAUGUUCCAUUUAAGAAGAUCUUCCUUCCUGCAAGUUUUUAACAACAGCCCUGAUGAGAGCUCAUAUUACCGCCAUCAUUUCAUGAGGCAAGAUCUAACCCAGUCAUUAAUUAUGAUUCAACCGAUUCUCUACGCUUAUUCUUUUAGCGGACCUCCAGAGCCGGUUCUUCUUGACAGCAGCAGUAUCCUUGCAGACCGCAUUCUUCUCAUGGACACCUUCUUCCAGAUUCUGAUCUACCAUGGCGAGACCAUAGCACAGUGGCGCAAGUCAGGCUACCAAGACAUGCCAGAGUAUGAAAAUUUCCGCCACCUGCUGCAAGCUCCAAUUGACGAUGCCCAGGAAAUUCUCCAUUCCAGGUUUCCGAUGCCCCGGUACAUUGAUACGGAGCAUGGAGGCAGCCAGGCUCGCUUCCUGCUUUCAAAAGUCAACCCAUCGCAGACACAUAACAACAUGUAUGCUUGGGGGCAGGAAUCCGGUGCACCUAUUCUCACAGAUGACGUCAGUUUGCAAGUCUUUAUGGACCACCUAAAGAAACUGGCUGUAUCCAGUGCUGCCUGAGGUUCCUUACUGCCCUUUUAAGGACCCUAAAAACAGCUGACAUGAUAGAUAUUUCACCUUUUAUUCCCUCCCCCUUUAAGUUAAUCUUUCAACCAACAGCAAGUAUAUUAGAUGCCAGAUUGACAGUUUGGGAGAAAGCUAAUAUGUGAAAAACCCAAAGUUCACCUUUGUAGAUUUCAUUGAAAUGCAAUUAGAGCUGUACGAACAAAGUUGCUUUGCCUGGCGGCACGGCUAUGAAGCUGGUUUGAGAAACCAGAUCUUUUGUACUGUGAUUACUUUUUAAGGUUGAAAACGUGAUUCUGUCUUGCACUACGGAUUCACCGGUCUCCUUGAUUUUUGGUUUAAAAAAGAAAGUGAACAAAAAAUAUAAUGAGCAAAUGAAACAGCUUUCCUCACCAUUAAUGUAGAUCCCUGCAUAUUUCUUUUCUGCAGUGUGGGGUGACAUGCUGUAUGUCUGUGCUAUUGGGGAAUCACUCCCCCCCUUCCACAAUUUGAUGACACUCCUUUUUUCUCCCCCACUUUCCUCCUGGCAGAUGUUUGUUCAUAACCUGCUUGUGACCCAGUAUGAAAAAGAUGAGCCGCUUUUGGUUUGGUCACAGGCAAACCCUGCACUCUAUGACUGUUAGCACUACAGGCAGUUGGAGUCUAGUUUUUCUCUGACAAUAUUUUAACACUUUCUAGACUUCCUUUUGGGGAUAAAUCCAGGAAGCUGCCAUUCUUGUUGAGACAGUAUUACACAGCAUUUUCCAUAACCAGUAAGUCUGGUGAUUUAAUUCUGGCCUGGUUUUUACAAGUUGUGAUUUAGUCACCUUUACCGUUUAAAGUUUACAUAUAGCGAAUAAAUGUUUACAAUGCUAAAGCCAGGUUUCAGUUUUGAUGAUGAACAAAGAGAUUGUGCAAUGACAUUGCUUAAAAAUGCCACCUUCGCAUGAACCCACCUAACCAAUCAAUCCUAUCCUGGUGAGAUAAGCAGUACCUUUCUCCUGUUAGUACACUCUGUAACAAUCUGGUGAAAUCAUUUGCUCUGUUCCCUUUUAAGUAAUGAUGAUAAUAAGCUGCUUUGGUUCUGAAUACCAAUAAAGUUGAUAAUUUCCAGUUUA
Molecule: messenger RNA, 3817 nt
Organism: Ornithorhynchus anatinus (platypus)
Lineage: Eukaryota; Metazoa; Chordata; Mammalia; Monotremata; Ornithorhynchidae
Gene: SEC23A
Product: SEC23 homolog A, COPII coat complex component
Exons: 22
Coding region: 420-2717 (765 amino acids)
Biological process (GO): intracellular protein transport; COPII-coated vesicle budding; COPII-coated vesicle cargo loading
Cellular component (GO): endoplasmic reticulum exit site; COPII vesicle coat
Molecular function (GO): GTPase activator activity; zinc ion binding
Source: RefSeq, a predicted model, not a curated record